Messenger RNA from Triticum dicoccoides, 3130 nucleotides. RefSeq names its product protein FAR1-RELATED SEQUENCE 5-like. The transcript has 5 exons. Gene Ontology annotation, molecular function: zinc ion binding. NCBI's taxonomy places the organism in Eukaryota, Viridiplantae, Streptophyta, Magnoliopsida, Poales, Poaceae. The record is from RefSeq and is a predicted model, not a curated record. Bases 552 to 2693 code for a protein of 713 amino acids. Gene Ontology annotation, biological process: regulation of DNA-templated transcription.
AUAGAGAUAAUAAUUCCUGAUUUUCCUUUCUUGAUUUCCUACAAUGUUGUACACUUGGUAAAUAGUUGAUGUCUAAUUUCACGAUUUUAAUCCGCUUCCAGUUUUAGAGUUCGCCUGUUAAUUUGUAGGCUUUUCCAUAAUACACUUGCUCUCACAUUUUCAGUUACGGCAACCAAAAAUACCUUUUAUCUUCAGUACUCGAUGUGGCAUGGUUUACCUUACACAUCAUCACCUGCACAGGCAUUCCUUUGCAUCUAUUCAAUGAAGUGGUGCAUAGACUGAAUAAUGAAUGAUACGUUGUAUAGAUGUAGUCUUGGUAAUUGUGAGAAGCUUAAUGAGGUAUGGGGCAUUAGUGAAGAAUGAUACACAUCCAGUUCUGCUCAGACCAUGGGCAUGACAAUAGGUACAAGGGGGUGUUGAGGGCCACCAUGGAUGUGAUUGGCAGUCUGACUGCUACAUAGAGCAAACAUGUUGUCUGAAUAGGUUCAGAUUGAGCAAAUCAGUUAUAACCUGUAUGGUGUUCAGAUUUGUUAUGAGCUUGAUAUACACUGAUGGAAGCUGCAAGGAGUGAAGGGGAUGAGCUGAUUGCGGAUUAUGUUGAUUGCCUCAUGUCCUUGGACACCAAUGCUCGGUCUGUCCAGAAUGACAAUCUGAUUCUCGGAGAUCCAGUCAUAGAAGCAGGAGUAGCUGCUUCGGUUGGUGGUAUUACGGAGCAGGAUGCCAUGGAAGAUUUUGUACCUCCAGAGGAUCCUAAAGAGCCAUUGCUAGGUAUGACAUUUGAAUCUGAUGAAGCAGCAAAGACUUUCUACAAUGAGUAUGCCAGGCACCUUGGAUUUCCCUUCCGUGUUGGUAGGUCUCGCCGUUCGAAAGGUGCAGAGGAGGUUGUUGUCAUGAGGCGGUUUGUUUGCUCAAGGGAAGGCAUGUACAGAAAGAAGAAUCCAUCAUCAGAAGAGGCUACAAAGAAGCGUGAGAGGAUGUCUAUGCGGGAAGGUUGCAAUGCUAUGAUGGAGGUGGUCAGAGAAUCAAACCAUUGGGUUGUUUCCAAGCUUGAAACAGCUCACAAUCAUAACCUUGGCACCUGUAGUAGAGUUGGGUAUCUUCGUGACAGAGGUUUGCUUGAUGCCUCCAAUAAGAUCACUAUGAUGGGCUCAGACGGAGUGCCCUUUCUGAGGCAGAAUAUUCUUGGGGAAGGCGGAGACGCUCAAGGUCUUCUUGAUUAUUUGAAGAAGAUGCAAGCCAAUGACCCUGCUUUCUUCCAUGCCAUACAGGUCGACAAGAAUAGCUGUCUAAUGAAUGUUUUCUGGGCCGAUGCUAGAGCUAAACUUGCUUAUCAGCAUUUUGGGGAUGCUGUUACAUUUGACACAACAUACAAGAAGAACAAGUAUACGAUGCCCUUUGUUACCUUUUCAGGAGUCAAUCAUCAUCUUCAGCGUGUUAUAUUUGGAUGUGCAUUGCUUAUGGAAGAUACUGAAUGCUCAUUUGUUUGGCUAUUUGAAACAUGGCUGGCAGCAAUGAGUGGGAAGGCACCAUGUUCACUAGUUACCGACCAAAAUCGGGCCAUGAAAGCUGCAAUUGGAAGGGUUUUUCCGCAUACCUGUCACCGCUUCUGCAAGUGGCACAUUUUGAGUAGAACCAAACAGAAGUUAGCUCAUACAUACUCAGAGCAUCCUACUUUAAUAGAUGAGUUAGAAAGCUGUGUUAUUGAGUCUGAAACAAUCAACACAUUUGAAACAGCGUGGAUGUCAAUCAUUGAUACUUAUGAUUUAAGAAAUAAUACAUGGCUUCAAGCAAUGUACAAUAUCCGCCAAAAAUGGGUUCCUUUGUACCUGAUGGAUACAUUCUGUGCAGAAAUAUCUAAAGGUCAGAAAUUAGAAACCAUGAAUGAUUUCUACAAGAAGUAUUUCAGUAUGAAGGUGACACUGGAAGUUUUUCUAACCCAAUUUGAUUUGAGCAUCGAAAACCAUUAUGAGGAAGAAGCAAAAGCAGAUAUGGACACUUCUUUAAAUUUGGUGACAACAAAGACUGCAUCACCAAUGGAAAAGCAGGCAGCACGUACCUACACCAAAGCAGUCUUUGGUAGAUUUCAGGAAGAAUUUACAGAGUCUUUGGCAUAUAUUAUUCAGAAAACUAAAGAUGGCUGCAUAAGUGAAUACAACAUCAUGAAAGAUGAAAAUUCAUCAGAUACAUUCUGUGUGACCUACAAUUCUUCCAAUAAGAUGGCAAAAUGUAGUUGCAAAUACUUUGAGUUCUCAGGUAUUUUAUGCCGUCAUAUUCUAGGAGUAUUCAUAAUAGUUGAUCCACAUUUGCUUCCACCUGAUUACUUUUUGAAGCGUUGGACAAGGAAGGCCAGAGACAGUGGUUUAUUAGAAUACAAUUGCGAUAACCAUCAAGAUGAUGCUUGUCAGUCCAUUACAAGCCGUUACGAUGUUCUAUGUGCUGAUGCCAUCGGAUGUGCUGAGAAAGGAUCUGGAUCAGAGACAGUGUACAAAGCAGCAAAAGAUAUCUUACAGAAGGCAUAUGAAGAGAUUAUUGUUUAUGAAAGAAAUCCAGCGAGGGUAUCACAAAGGGAUGCUAUAAACAUCAAUGAGGAUGUCAUGGUUGAUGAUAGCAUGACUGAUCAGUCUUUGCCUGAUUCCAGACGGAAGGUGACUAAUCUGCUUGGCCAGUUUCUUGUCUCCUCUUGGUCUCCCUGAAUGUAUUUUCUAUUUACUGCUGGGGAUUGCAGUUAUCCACAAUGAUACACUGUUAAUUAGUUUGGUGGAGAAUAGCAUCUAACCCUCUCAAGAUGAAGAGUGCUCCUGUGGAUGGUAAAUGAAAAUGAUUAUUAGCACAGAAUUGAUGCUGCAGCAAUAUGGUUUGAAUUUGAUUCAGAAGAGCCUCUCAGAUUGUCUAGGAGACUCAUGUGAAGAUUAUGGCUGGUGGCACUGUUCAAACUAGGUAAGCAGUAAGAAUUAAACCAGUGCGGCCCGUGGCAAUACAAUGCUACUGGUGUCCAUUACAUAGAUUUUGCAUUGUUUUUUUUUCUUUGAUACUUUGGCCUGUAAUAACUUUGUGGCGGUUAAUGGAAAUCGAUGGGGGGAGGUGAAAACAAUGCUAUAUAUCUGUAACAUGGAAACUGUAUGAGAGUUCA